ACAUUUUCAUUAAAAAAAAGUAUAUUUGAUUUGUUUAGAUCCAUUCAACAUCUCGUAGGAAAACACAAAAUUAUUAGUGAAAAAUGGCACAAAACCAAAGGGACCCAGAAAAAUUUGAUAUUAAAGUGGUCCAUGAUAAAUUUGAAGCAUCACUACAAGAGGACGACGAUGUGGAUUUGGAACUUUACUUGGAGAGCUUUGAGGAACUGAACAAAUUCUUCAACUUGAUGGGAACAGUAUUUGGGUUUGUCAGCAAAGAUCUCAGGCAGAAAAUGGACUAUUUAAACAAUCUUGUUAUUGACAAUGAUACAAAUCAACAAUACAAGACAGUGAAGAGGAUGAUUGAGCAUGAAAAGGAGAAUGAAUUGCUUCACAAGAAAGGGUACAUCUCGGGUAGUCGAACUUUACUAAGGAUACAUAGAGGCCUUGAUUUUAUACAGCUUUUUUUAAAGAAGAUAGGAGAUUUGGAAAAUCAUGAAUCAACAGUAGUAGCUUGCCGUGAUGCUUAUGAGCAAACACUUGCUAAGCACCACUCUUUUUUAGUUAAAAAUGGGGCCAAGGUUGCUAUGUACACCUUACCUACAAGAGAACAACUUUUAAAGAAAGUUUUUGGCUACAGGGACCGACUGUCAAACGCUGUCAUUUAACUUUAGAAUAGGUCACUCCACCAUACAAAAUAUUGUCUCCACCAACUAGCAACGUACUUUGGGAAAUAUAAAGGGAUGAUGUCAUGCCACAACCGACAACGGAACUUCUUCAUGGGUGUGCAAAAAAAAUUAAGGACCUCUAGAAUUAUCCUAAUUGUGUCUGAUGGCCAACAUAUUACUUUACAAGCACCUCCGUGGAAGUGGAUCACUAUUUUACUUUAAUUACCAAGAAACAAGUUCGCCAUAGUGUUACUGGUAAUAAUAGGUGGAAUAUUUAAAGAAUCUAGUAAGGGAGCAUUUUUAAAAAAGAAGACUUUUGGAAUGCCCGAGGAUCGCCCUAUUAUAAAAAAUUAUGAACCUUUACCAUACGUAACAGUUGGAGAUAGAUGAAAGUUUCCUUUGCAAAACCUACCUUAUGCGUCCUUAUUCAGAGACCGAACUACCAAGAGUGAAAAGCGUUUUUAAUACCGCCUUACUACAUCGCAGAGUAUCUGAAAAUACUUUCGGAAUCCUCUGAAGAAAUCUGAAAAGUUUAGAUCUUUUUUAGAUAAACAUCACAUUUAUGCGAAAAAUGCAGACGAACUUGUUUGGGCUGCUUUGUGUCUUCAUAAUUUUAUUAGAAAUGACAAUGCUUUGUUAAGUGUAUUAGAUGAAGAAAAAAGGAAAAUGUGUAGAAAAAGUGCCAAUUUUUUCAUCUCUAGUCAGUGCACUAAGGGACAGGAUUAAAAUAGUUAUAAUAUUUAAAUGUGUAAAAUGAUCCUUUUUUUAUGAAUGGAAAAUUUGACAAUUCCCAUGAAUAAAAGAAAAUUUUUCAUAUGUCUAACAAACAAAAGUUUUUAUAGUACCGAAGAAUAU
Messenger RNA from Anthonomus grandis grandis, 1502 nucleotides. RefSeq names its product ceramide-1-phosphate transfer protein. Bases 84 to 647 code for a protein of 187 amino acids. The record is from RefSeq and is a predicted model, not a curated record. Gene Ontology annotation, biological process: intermembrane lipid transfer; ceramide transport. Gene Ontology annotation, cellular component: cytosol; membrane; cytoplasm. The transcript has 4 exons. Gene Ontology annotation, molecular function: ceramide 1-phosphate binding; ceramide 1-phosphate transfer activity. NCBI's taxonomy places the organism in Eukaryota, Metazoa, Arthropoda, Insecta, Coleoptera, Curculionidae.